Laetiporus sulphureus 93-53 is the source of this 282-nucleotide messenger RNA. RefSeq lists its product as uncharacterized. The annotation marks the transcript as partial. The record is from RefSeq and is a predicted model, not a curated record. Lineage: Eukaryota; Fungi; Basidiomycota; Agaricomycetes; Polyporales; Laetiporaceae. The transcript is spliced from 2 exons.
GGCAAGACGACAGUCUUCUGGGCCCCUCUACUCGCAGCUCAAGCACUCGGUGAGCGAGGCGUCACAUUAUACAUUGUCCCUACCAAGCUACUUUCUAUACAGCAGAGUGAGAGUGCCCGUCGAGUUGGGCUGCGCGCAAUCGCGCUGAACGAGGAUACUGUCCGCGAUGCAUACUACGACAAGUGCGAUCUUUAUGACGAGCUGCAGAGCGGUGAAGAUGUCCGCAUCACUUUCCUGAGCCCUCAAAUGCUUGCUGGAGAACGCAUGAUGAAGCUCCUGUGA